UAUAUGGUGAAUGUGAGUAAGAAGAAGAUUAGUUUUGUUUACAAAAAAGCGGCGAGCAAAAUGAGAAAGAACAGAACAGUUCAGCAGGAUGAGCUUUUCCUGGAGUUUAUGCAAGAUCACAAGGAUAUUGCUAGAGCCUUAACUCGUGGCCAAAAACUGGAAACGAAUGCAGCUUGGGCACAUCUCACAAAGGCUCUUAACGCCUGUGGCCCGCCAAUUAAAUCUCAGGAGCGUUGGCGUCGGAUCUGGAAAGACUGGAAGUGCUCAAUCAAGAAGAAGUCGGCCGAUAGAGGCUUGUCCCACAAUUAUGAACCAAUGACGCCCACGGAAGAAGCGCUCGCUGCUAUCCUCAAUUUUGAUAAGUCCGCAGCAAAUGAGCCAGAAGACAGUGAAGAAGAGGAUUCGUCCUCGCAGUUUUCACUGCAGAAAUCGUAUGAGCAGGAUCCCGAGGACCUGUUCAACUCGCCAGAACCCAAGAAAAAACUUAAAAUAGAGUCCAAACGUAGUACUAGCUCAAGCGAGCCUAUUGCCAAAAGAGACAGGGCCUCACGAAGCACCAAUAACGCGAAGCUGAAGAGAAAAAAUCAGCAAGUCGAGGAUGCCGAAGAUCCUUUAGUUAUUCCACCCAAAAAGUCUAAAACCUUUCCCAAAUCCAGUCAUCCCAAAGCUGAUACCAGAGCGUCAGUAGAGACUUCUUCUGAGUAUUCUGAAGAUAGUGAAACCCUACAAGAAAUUGCGGAUGAGCUUCACGCACUCAAUAAAACAGCCAAGUCCGCAGCACAAUCAAUAGCUAAAAUGUGCGCUUUGAUGGAAAGAGGACUUGUGGAGCGACAAAAGCACAAUGCAUUACUCAUGAAAUUGCUGGAUAAAAACAAAUGAAAGGAAACUUUAAAUUUAUGUUUUAUUUUACUACCUCUGUUGUAUUAACUUACAGCCCUAAAUAAAUUUGUAUUGUGACACAACAGAAUA
Drosophila takahashii is the source of this 969-nucleotide messenger RNA. RefSeq lists its product as uncharacterized. The record is from RefSeq and is a predicted model, not a curated record. NCBI's taxonomy places the organism in Eukaryota, Metazoa, Arthropoda, Insecta, Diptera, Drosophilidae.